Penicillium roqueforti is the source of this 1398-nucleotide messenger RNA. Its product is annotated as ACT domain-containing protein. Gene Ontology annotation, biological process: cellular response to L-arginine; regulation of intracellular signal transduction. The record is from RefSeq and is a predicted model, not a curated record. Bases 1 to 1398 code for a protein of 465 amino acids. The transcript has 3 exons. NCBI's taxonomy places the organism in Eukaryota, Fungi, Ascomycota, Eurotiomycetes, Eurotiales, Aspergillaceae. Gene Ontology annotation, cellular component: cytosol.
AUGGAUCAAUCAAUCACCCUCAUCGAUGCACAAGUGCACUUCCUAGAGGAAUGUGUGGUGCUGGUGCACAUCCCAUUGGAGCUGUAUCCUUACUUCUUAAAGUCUGUUCUAGGACUCAUUUUCGAUGAAGUCCCUCCACUGGAAGACGAGACAGACCAUGCAUUUGAUUAUGAAAAUGCUUCUGAGGAUGGCUCGUACAAACCACCUGCAUUCAUGAACGUGUCCAUCACGCCAGUGGAAGUCUCCGUCAUGUGUCCAAGACGCCUGCUCGACAAAUACUUUGUCCCCGUCAUGGACCAACUCGACCAGUUGGAUGGGUCGCUCCGGUCCUGUCUGAUCGUGAGCGAGAAUGACUAUAUCCCCAUGCAAGUGCUCGGCGAAGGCCUCGAGGCCGGAAAACGAGUCUUGGAACUGACCAGUCCACUUGCCCUGGCCGGCAUAUCCAUCUUCUUCAUCUCAACCUACUUCUCCGACUACAUCGUAGUCCCCCAGCAAAGCAAAGCAAGCGUGAUGUCCGCUUUAGAGAAAAGAGGCUUCCAAUUCAACGACGCCUCCGCAGCCUUCAUCACCAACCCGCUCAGUCCUACCAUCGAAAGAAGACUCAGCGACCUCAUCCCACCGGGCACACCCCCACCCUCAACUCUAGGCGAGCUCCAAACCCGCACCUUCAACAAUCUCCGCAAACACCAAAUCACCCCCUCCGUAGACAACUCCCUGCGCCUAGUCCAGUGCGCCGCCCACCACGAAUACCACAGCCAAGAAUCCUCCAUGUCCAUCCUGCGCGACGCCCUCACCACUGUCCUCCUCGUCGACGAACCCCGCUUCCUCUCCCUAACCCUCGCAGCCCUCGACCCCGCCGCCUCCCUCCUCCUCGAAAAGCGCCUCCUCCCCCGCUUCGCCCGCCACUCCACCUCCGAAACUGGAUUCCGCGACUACGAAGACGGCUCCGGCCUCCUCCUCGGGUCCAAGGAAGACCACCUCAUCCCCAUCACCCUAGACCUCCGCGACCUGCCCCUCGAAGCCUCAGGUAUCGUCUGCGGCGUGGCGGGUCGUCUCGCAGACGCAGCUACCGUGAAUCCAAGCGCCGUCGGCGGCCUCGGCUCCGCGAGGACGUUCGAUUCGGUCGGUACUCGGCUCGCGAACGUCUCGCUCGAUAAAUCAUCCCAUGCGCUCCAGCCCUUGCCAUCCUCGACGCACCAUCUCCAGCCUGAUGUGGAUGUCGCCGAUGCGGUCGAGAUUAGUUUCUUGAGUACCGCGCGCGCUGGUACCAUUAUUGUUGGCGAGGAUGAGCUUAGGAGGGCGAUUGAUGCGCUCGAGGAGGAGAAGAUGCAGUCGCCUAGGCUUGAUGGUCUUUGCUUGGAGUCUGAGACUCCGCCGGAUAGUCCGCAGCAGGGUUGA